AUGUACAAUAGUCAUUCUCCACGGCUUCCUCUACCUAUUAUUUCUUUCCUUCCAUCCUUCCUUCCACCUAUAAGUUAUUUCUUCUUUAUUUUCUUCCAUCUUUCCUUCCACCUAUCAUUCCUUUCUUCUUUCUUUCCUUCCUUUCACCUAUAUUUUCUCUCUUCUUUAUUUUCUUCCAUCCCUCCUUCCACAUAUCCUUCCUUUCUUCUUUCUUUUCUUCCAUCCUUCCUUCCACCUAUCAGUACUUUCUCCUUUAUUUCCUUCCUUCCACCUAUCAGUCAUUUCUUCUUUCUUAUCUUCCAGAUUUCCCUCCCCCUUUCAUUACUUUCUUCUUUCUUUCCUUCCAUCCUUCCUUCUAGCUAUCCUUCCUUUCUUCUUUCUUCCCUUCCACCCUUCCUCCACGUCAUUCCUUUCUUCUUUCUUUCCUUCCAUCCUUCCUCCACGUCAUUCCUUUCUUCUUUCUUUCCUUCCAUCCUUCCUUCUUUCCCACUGUCAUUCCUUUCUUCUUUCUUUCCUUCCAUCUUUCCUUCCACCUAUCCUUCCGUUCUUCUUCCUUUCCUUCCAUCCUAG
Acanthosepion pharaonis is the source of this 570-nucleotide messenger RNA. NCBI's taxonomy places the organism in Eukaryota, Metazoa, Mollusca, Cephalopoda, Sepiida, Sepiidae. The record is from the annotation of a GenBank genome assembly.